AUGGGCUUCUCUAAGCCCGGCAAGUCCAUGGGGGCUUCGCUCACCAACAAAACGUCCAACAAGCUCAAGCGCAAGGAGCUCUAUGUGCUGCAAAAGAAGGAGAAGGACAAGGCCCAGCGCGAGCUGCGGUUCCGCCGGAAAAAGGAGGAGGAUAAGGAUCCCGAGCUGCGCGCCGCCCGCCUCGCCAAGAACAAACCCAAGACUCUCGACAGCAAGCGCGUGUGGGACGACGUCGACGACGACUCGCUCGGCAACGUCGUCGACGUCGAGAAGCUCAAGAGGAGGAGGAUAGAGGAGGAGGAGAACGCGGCGCUGGACAAGGAGCUCGACGACGAGGAUGACCUGGACUCCGGUUCCGACAACGACAGCAUGCUCGCGUCCGACGAGGACGAGGAGGAAGCUGAAGCCAAGAAGGCCGAGAGGGAGAGACGGCGCGAGGAGAAACGUCGCGCACGGCGCGACAGCUCGGCGGCCCCGUCGACAACGAGUACAAACCUCGACCUCACGCCGUCUUCGCUCGCCCUGAAGUUCCCCUCCCUCUUCACCGAGGACGCGCCCCCGCCGCCCAAGAUCCUCAUCACCACCUCGCUCAACUCGACGCUGCACUACGAGGCCAACAUUUUCCGCACCAUCUUCCCCAACUCCACCUACGUGCCGCGCUCCGCCCACCGCUACGGCCACAAGUACUCCCUGCGCGAGAUCUCAAAGUUCGCCUCCAACCGCGACUACACCGCCGUCGUUCUGCUUAAGGAGGACCAGAAGAAGCUGACGGGCAUGUCCAUCGUGCAUCUGCCCACGGGCCCGACCUUCACCUUUUCCAUCACUAACUUCAUGGAGGGCAAGAAGUUGCCCGGUCACGGCAACCCGACGAACCACUACCCGGAGUUGCUCCUCAACAACUUCAAGACGCCGCUGGGCCUCCUGACGGCUGCCCUCUUCCAGCGCCUCUUCCCGCCCCAGCCCGAGCUCGAAGGCCGUCAGGUGCUGACGGUGCACAAUCAGCGCGACUACCUCUUUUUCCGGCGCCACCGCUACGUCUUCCGCGAGAAGCGCGAGACAGAGAAGAACAUUACCACGGCCGAGGGCGCUGAGAUGAAAGGCGUUGAAGGCAUCCGCGUCGGCCUGCAGGAGGUCGGCCCGCGUUUUACCGCCAAGCUGAGGAGGGUCGACAAGGGUAUUGGCAGGGCUGGCAGCGAGGGUGACGACUCGCAGCCGUGGGAGUGGAAGGCCAAGAUGGAGAAGGAUCGCAAGAGGUUCAAUCUGUAA
This is a messenger RNA of Colletotrichum higginsianum IMI 349063, 1266 nucleotides long. Its product is annotated as Brix domain-containing protein. Gene Ontology annotation, cellular component: nucleolus; preribosome, large subunit precursor. The transcript has a single exon. Gene Ontology annotation, biological process: maturation of 5.8S rRNA; maturation of LSU-rRNA. The record is from RefSeq and is a predicted model, not a curated record. NCBI's taxonomy places the organism in Eukaryota, Fungi, Ascomycota, Sordariomycetes, Glomerellales, Glomerellaceae. The coding region runs from base 1 to 1266 and encodes 421 amino acids. Gene Ontology annotation, molecular function: rRNA primary transcript binding.